Molecule: messenger RNA, 901 nt
Organism: Lottia gigantea (owl limpet)
Lineage: Eukaryota; Metazoa; Mollusca; Gastropoda; Lottiidae
Exons: 1
Source: RefSeq, a predicted model, not a curated record
ACGUUCGUUAACCACCGAUGAAGUUAAAGUGCAAGUCACUACUGAAGAAAUCCAUUCAGCCAGCGAAGAAGAUGACGAAAAUGUCGAAAUCUGUGUUGAUGAUGAUGUGACACCUUCAGCCAUCUCAAAUUCUCAUACAGAAUCCGGUAUCGAAUCACCAAAAUCAGAACCCGAAAUUGAAAAUCCUCCAAAAAGACAAAGAACAGAGUCGGACACAGAGCGUCCCCUUGCUGAAUCCCCACACAACGAUUCCGGUGUCCACAGUAAUUCCGAUAGUGAAGAAAAGGAAAACCAUAAAUUCAUUUCCAAAGACAUUAAAGAAGAACCAGUGAAAGAGAAAUCCCUUCAUGAUCUCGCUUAUUCCCAAAGAAAAGAAAAAAGUCCACCAAAUGUCACAGUGUACCAGAAACCAGGUUACCCUAUGUUCAGACCACAAUCCAUGUAUCCAGCUAGCAAUUCAGCUUUUCAUCCCAUCAACUCCUACCUUCUUAAUUCAACAUCCAGCCAACUGACUCAUCCAAUGAUGUCCAAUGUAUCGUAUGGUGGAGGAAGUUUCCCAACAACGUCAUCACCGGCGCAUGCAGCUUUUGCUCAUGCUUCACUGUCUCAUCAAUUGGCUUUAGCUCAACAUUACCAAUUAGGAGCCAGUUUGGGAGCAUCUCAUUUAAGUUUAAUGUCUCAAAGAUCUCCUAAUCAGCGAUUUCAUCCAUACUCUGUGACACCAAUUACACCACCAUCCAGUAUGAUUUCUGGCAGUCCAACACCAGGAAGUCCCGGUUCCAUUCCUGCAUCAUCACCAAGCUUGUCUCCCAAGAGUUCUCCAGGAAUCAUUAGUCCGAUUCCUAUCCGGGAAACUUUCACAGGGCCAGGUUUAACGAAAGACGGACGUAUCUCUGCUUAA